GAAGCUGAAACCAAAACUUUAAUUAAUUCCCAAGAAUUAUCAUGUCAAGAAUCUUACCAAAACAUAUCAUUCUUGCUUUUAUUGCAAUCUUGUCCUCAUCAGGCUUGCAUCCUUAUUCUUUGAAACUUCAAAAGACUCUGAAUAACCUUCUGCUCGGCAAGGUGUAUCGCUGCUACAGUAGCACUACCUGGAAAAUAGCUACAAUGGUGUGUGCCCAAAAUGGUCAAAACCUGGUCCAGUUACUGACUAAAGAUGAACAUAACUGGUUAGUAGACAGAGUGAAAUCAUCAAUUGCUAGAUUCUGGGUUGGUGGAAUUCAGUUUCAACAUCACUGGUACUGGAAAUAUCCAACAUGGAGGAUUCCGAUAAAAAAGAGCCGAUGGUUUAUAGACUUCAGGGAAGAUCAAAAAGUUGUUGCACAUGAAGAUCAUUUAGAUAGUCAAGGAACUUAUUCAAAACAACAUUUUAUUUGUGAGGAGAAUUAUUUUUCAAGGAAUGAUAUUUUCACUAAAGUAACUUCCCAUGAAUCCGUAGAGAAGCUGCUGUCAAAUGGUCGUGGUGGAGAAAUAGAAUGCGCAUCUAAAUGUUUGCUCACACACGAUUGUCAGGUGAUUGUCGUUAAGAGGGAUGGAACUUGUAAACUCUACAGUGUUGGUAGAGCAAACAGAAACAUUGACUGCAGGUCUGCAGGAAACCAAUGCUUUUAUAGAGACAAACCAAAAUACUGAUUAAAAGAAAAAACAGAAUUGUAAAAACAUUGCAAUCUAUUGAAUGUAUUUUUGUUUUUUGUUUAAUUUAAAAAUAAAGUUUACAUUCUUAUUUUGUGAGGUAUCUAUUUUCAAACUGCUUUGUAU
Octopus sinensis (East Asian common octopus) is the source of this 854-nucleotide messenger RNA. RefSeq lists its product as uncharacterized. The coding region runs from base 42 to 728 and encodes 228 amino acids. The record is from RefSeq and is a predicted model, not a curated record. NCBI's taxonomy places the organism in Eukaryota, Metazoa, Mollusca, Cephalopoda, Octopoda, Octopodidae. The transcript is spliced from 4 exons.